Messenger RNA from Arabidopsis thaliana (thale cress), 1172 nucleotides. RefSeq names its product Papain family cysteine protease. Gene Ontology annotation, biological process: proteolysis. Gene Ontology annotation, molecular function: cysteine-type peptidase activity; cysteine-type endopeptidase activity. The record is from RefSeq and is marked reviewed. Bases 132 to 1172 code for a protein of 346 amino acids. Lineage: Eukaryota; Viridiplantae; Streptophyta; Magnoliopsida; Brassicales; Brassicaceae. The transcript has 2 exons.
CUCUAUAUAAUAUCAUACCCCCCAUUCUCACUUCUUCGCCACACCACACCACAACACAAACUCUUUACGUAUAAAAAAAAAAAGUUCAUAUCUUUGUGUAAACGAUUUUUUUUUCAUAUACCGAAACAAAAAUGGACUUCGUAGAGUUUGUGUGUGUUGUUCUAACCAUAUUUUUCAUGGAUCUAAAGAUCUCUGAAGCUACAUCUCGUGUCGCUUUGUACAAGCCAUCAUCCAUUGUUGAUUACCACCAGCAAUGGAUGAUUCAAUUUUCUCGAGUUUAUGACGAUGAAUUUGAGAAACAGUUGAGGCUUCAAGUGCUCACGGAAAAUUUGAAAUUCAUUGAGAGCUUCAAUAAUAUGGGGAAUCAAAGCUACAAACUUGGUGUUAACGAGUUCACAGAUUGGACUAAAGAGGAGUUCCUUGCCACCUACACCGGUCUCAGAGGCGUUAAUGUAACUUCACCAUUCGAAGUGGUUAAUGAAACGAAGCCAGCUUGGAAUUGGACCGUCAGUGAUGUCCUUGGCACGAACAAAGAUUGGAGAAACGAAGGAGCCGUAACACCUGUGAAAUCCCAAGGAGAAUGUGGAGGUUGUUGGGCAUUCUCAGCGAUAGCAGCGGUGGAAGGUCUGACAAAGAUUGCCCGUGGAAACCUCAUAUCACUAUCCGAACAACAACUUCUAGAUUGCACCAGAGAGCAGAACAAUGGUUGCAAGGGAGGAACAUUUGUAAAUGCUUUCAACUACAUAAUUAAACACCGAGGCAUUUCUUCAGAAAACGAAUACCCUUACCAAGUGAAAGAGGGCCCAUGCCGGUCCAACGCUAGACCCGCCAUACUAAUCAGAGGGUUCGAAAACGUUCCAAGCAACAACGAGCGUGCGUUACUCGAAGCCGUGUCAAGACAACCUGUCGCAGUGGCCAUUGAUGCCAGUGAGGCCGGUUUCGUUCAUUACUCUGGGGGAGUGUACAAUGCGCGGAACUGUGGGACUAGUGUAAAUCAUGCAGUGACGCUCGUUGGCUACGGCACGAGCCCGGAAGGGAUGAAGUACUGGUUGGCUAAGAACUCUUGGGGUAAGACUUGGGGAGAGAAUGGUUACAUUAGAAUUCGUAGAGAUGUGGAGUGGCCUCAAGGCAUGUGUGGUGUAGCUCAGUAUGCUUCUUAUCCGGUUGCGUAA